This is a messenger RNA of Paramuricea clavata, 1269 nucleotides long. NCBI's taxonomy places the organism in Eukaryota, Metazoa, Cnidaria, Anthozoa, Malacalcyonacea, Plexauridae. The record is from the annotation of a GenBank genome assembly.
AUGAAGUUGCUUGGUGCUAAGCUAGAUGUUGAUGACUUGGAUCCAUCUUUUGUACACCCAGCUGAUUCAAACCAAAAGAUCCAUGUUGUUCUUGAUGUAUGCCACAUGCUGAAACUGGUACGUAACACCCUGGCAACACAAAAAAUUAUCACAGAUGGAAAUUUUGGCAAUAUUCGGUGGGAACUGAUUGAAGAACUGCACAAGAUCCAGGAUGAGGAAGGGCUACGACUUGGAAAUAGGCUCAGAGGGGCACAUAUUCAGUGGGCAAAGCAGAAAAUGAAGGUUAACUUCGCAGCCCAAACAAUCAGUGAAAGUGUGGCAGAUGCUAUAGAAUUUUGUGAUCUGGUCUUAGAGAUUCCUGCCUUGCAUGAUUCUGCACCAACUGUCAAGUUUAUCAGAAUAUUUGACCAUCUGUUUGACAUUUUUAACUCUAGAAAUCCCUAUGGAAAGCAUUACAAAAGCCCACUACGAGAGUCAAACAAGCAAGCAUGGCAACCAUUCCUAACAGAAGCAAUGCAAUACAUUAGUACUCUCACCGACUCCUGUGGUACACCAAUGGUGAAGACAAAGCAAAAAACUGGCUUCCUAGGUUUUCUUGUUGCUAUCAAGAGAAUCGAAUGUCUGUUCAACAAGUUAGUCAGAAACACUAAUGUUUCUAUGACAUACCUGUUAACAUAUAAACAGAGUCAAGACCACUUGGAGUUAUUCUUUGCAGCAAUACGCUUGUCAGGAGGUUGGAACAAAAAUCCGACAGCAACACAAUUCAUGGCUGCCUACAAACGCCUGCUCCUACGUCACGAAGUCAGUGCAUCUGGAAAUUGUACAGCAUUAGAUGCUACAAACAUUCUACAUGCUGUAAAAGAUACCACAAUCAUCAACCAUGUUAAUGCUGAUAUUGAUGUUUCUGACAUAACAACCAUCCGAAGAUAUGACCUAAAUGUACGCCUAGAACCACAACAAACAGAUCAUGAUUAUGUGGAUGCUCCAAAUUUUAACUAUUUAAGCUCUUACAAAGAAGCAGCUGUUGGUUACAUUGCAGGUUAUGUGGUCAGAAUGGUAAAACGGUCAGUAACUUGCGAAUCUUGCAUUGAUGCUCUCGUGGAGAAAGAUCCAAACAACACUAAGUUUAACUCAUUGGUGAGACAGAAAAACCAUGGAGGACUAAUUGAAGCUUCUGCAAGUGUUUACCAAAUUUGCGAUUGUCUCAGCAAUUUUAUCAGUGGUCUUGGAAGAAGCUGUCAAGAAAAAUGCAUUUUCAUCUCUCCAUGA